ACGCCGCGAGGUAUUGGAGGCGGGGUCGGGAGGCUGCCCCUCUGAUUGUACCCCCAUCGCCGGGGGGCCUGCUGGGCCAUGUCCAGAAGCUCGGGCCCCGCGGUCCUGCCCCGCGCCUUGGGGUCCCGGAAGUCCGCCCCGCGGAGCCUUAGCUGCCUCUCGGACCUGGAGAGCAGCGCGACCCCGGAGCAGCUGCCUUGCCGGCCCCACCGGAGCUUGGGUCGCGCGCCGCCGCCGCCAUCCGCACCAUCAGGCUGCGACCCCAGCCUGCGACCCAUCAUCGUGCGGCGGGCGCACUCGCUGCCCAGCUCUCCCGAGCGCCGCCAGAAGGCCACAGGCGGCCCUGGCGCGGCGUGCCGGCCGGACUGCAGCCGGCAGCACCGUGUGCGCUUCGCCGACGCACUGGGCCUGGAGCUGACGCAGGUCAAGGUGUUCAACGCGGGCGACGACCCCUCGGUGCCCCUGCACGUGCUGUCGCGGCUCGCCAUCAACUCGGACCUGUGCUGCAGCCGCCAGGACCUGGAGUUCACCCUGCAGUGUCUGGUGCCUGACUUCCUGCCGCCCAUCGAGGCAGCCGACUUCGGUGAGCGCCUGGGGCGGCAGCUCGUGUGCCUGGAGCGGGUCACCUGCUCGGACCUGGGCAUCAGCGGCACCGUGCGCGUGCGCAACGUGGCCUUCGAGAAGCAGGUGGCGGUGCGCUACACCUUUUCCGACUGGCGCAGCACCCACGAGGCUGUGGCCAGGUGGCGGGGCCCCGCGGGUUCUGAGGGCACUGAGGACGUCUUCGCCUUUGGCUUCCCAGUGCCACCCUUCCUGCUGGCGCGAGGCUCCCGCGUGCACUUCGCAGUGCGCUACCGCGUGGCCGGCGCUGAGUACUGGGACAACAACGAUGGUCGCGACUACAGCCUCACCUGCCGCAACCACGAGCUGCACAUGCCCCGAGGGGAGUGCGAGGAGAGCUGGAUCCACUUCAUCUGAGCCUCGGGCCAGGGACCUGGCGCUCCUGCUCCCAAGCCACACCUGCGGUCACUUCGUAGCUGGGCGCUCACAGAAGAGGCAGCUGCCCUUCCCUGCCCUCCGUCCCCACACCUAAGUCUGACCUCACGUCCUGCUGCGAGGACCCCUGGCAGUGGCCAGCCUGCCAUCUACUUGAAGCGUCUGUGUCAGCUGUAAAAUGUAGCCUCUGGUGGCCAGAGGCCUAGUGUGUACCAUGCUGGGGACGUGCGGGUGGGUAGGUGCAGGAGUGCUGGGCUCUCUGAGAGGGUUCUGACUGGGUUUCUGGGAAAGGCCUGCAUCCUCCCGCUAGGAAGGCCUGAUUGCUUUUGCAUGUGUCCUGAUUGGGUCUCUGUAAACAUAGGUGUUAUUUAUUAUUGUGAUGCUGGGACCUUUGAUCCCUAGUGGUUGCCUUCCCGGGAGCAUUCUGGAUUUAAUAAGCUAAAAGAGAAACCAGUGUGUGUAUUUGUGCCCCAGUGUGACCCCCAUCAUGGUUCCUUGAGGCAUUCCUGCCCUGGGGCAAGGAAAACCCGAGCUUGCCAAUGUUUGUGGACUUCUCACUGUGGAAAACUAUUAAUAGGCAAGCAGUGUAUGCCUAUCAGUCAUCACAACCAUUCCUGGGAAUCCAGGCUGCCCUGGUGAAGCUGUGUCUCCUACAUCACAGCUGAGAACGAGGAAAAGCUUAAAAUGUUAGCAAAACAGCUUCAGUGUCUCUUCUCACAUCUCGCACGUCUCUUGCACCUACUUGAUAAUUACCUAUCCGCAUGUUAUCAGGCAAUUCUGUUUAGGCUUGAAACUACCUAAACAGGAUAAGAAACUCUGCCUUAAGUUAUUAAAAAUUUCAGGCACAACGCCCUUUUCAAUUACCUUUUUGAUGAUCAAGAUGACUCUUUGUCUUCUUAAGCGUCAGAUUCCAGCAGUCAUCUUUCAGACGUGAGGAUGCCAAGUGGAAUUAGAAAGUUUAUUCAGCAAUAGCCAGAGCACUGGAGGAAAAAUAAUUCACAAAUAUUUAUACUUUUUAAUUGUUUUAAAUUGUAUUUAUAUAUGCCCAGGUUUUAUUUUAAAUUAUAUUUAUAUGUACCUGGUUUUAUCAGCUACCUGCCAACUUAAUUCUUUGUGCCUUCAGAUCAGAGAGUUUCUAAAAUUGUUGAAACUUGUUUCCCAGUUUUAAAAUGUUAAAUGCUUUUCUUUCCUUCUUUCUUUUUUCUAAAUAUCUCCAACCAAGAAGUCAAGGCCGUUGUCCCCUGCAGAGUGCCACAAUGACUUACUAGUAAAACUCCCAGCAAGGGGCUGGUGAUGUCUUUUGGUGCUGAGUGAUGGUUUUCUGACAACAGGUGCUAGCUCUGAAGUGUGAAAACCCAGCCAGGGUAGACAAGGCCUCCAACUUGUGGAGUUUAAUUAUGACACAGUUGAAACCUCGGAGGUAAAUUGUGACAGCUGUCACCAAUGAAUUAACUCUGAAUUUUUUAAUGCUUGUUGACAUUUGUUAAAUCAGUAUGUAAAGGGUGAGUUUUGCCUUUUAACCAGUUUUUUUUACAAUGGCAACUUUUGUGUUUUUAAAAUUCCAAGAAGAAAAAGGCUUUCUGAUCUAGAGGGAGUACUUUCUGAUUUAAGAACACUGAAUUUUGAUUUAAAAUAUUGUGAUUAAGUUGAACGAGCUUUGGCUACUAGCAUUUUUCACUUCAUUGACUUGCAAGAGAGAGAGAAGCCUGGUUGCAUUUCCUGUUGUUUAACAAACUGUCCAAUUAGGUCAGCACGCCUGUAAGGGCCCUGGCUGCUAUGUCCUUGGCCCCAACCCAGAUUGCAAGAAAUUAUCCAGAGUAUUCAUGUACGAAGGUUAGAGCUGCCAAACGUAUUGUAUAAAAGCAUGUAGAGAAUCUUAUAAUCCAUGUAAAAGUUACUUGCCAAAAGGUUCUAGUCAUGGAGUAUAAAGUAAAUAUUAUAUCUUCAGUAUUAAAAGAACCUCAAUGUGCCUUUAAAAAACUUAAAUGUACUUGCCUAGUUGAUAAAGUUCUGCUUAACGAGAACUUUCAGACCCUAAAACACAGUUAUAUUGCUUAAAUGUUAACAUUUUGUAGUGGGUUGUGCAAUUGUUGGGUUGUCUCCCCAAAUAUAUUUUAAUGUCUAUCAUUUGAAGUGAUUUCACUCAAACCCAAAAUUAAAUUGUAUGUGCACAAA
Molecule: messenger RNA, 3171 nt
Organism: Myotis lucifugus (little brown bat)
Lineage: Eukaryota; Metazoa; Chordata; Mammalia; Chiroptera; Vespertilionidae
Gene: PPP1R3D
Product: protein phosphatase 1 regulatory subunit 3D
Exons: 1
Coding region: 79-978 (299 amino acids)
Biological process (GO): regulation of glycogen biosynthetic process
Cellular component (GO): protein phosphatase type 1 complex
Molecular function (GO): glycogen binding; protein phosphatase 1 binding
Source: RefSeq, a predicted model, not a curated record